CUUAGCUCAGACAUACUUACUUGGUAACACGGACGCGACCCGAUGGAUAGCGAUAUCGAGCUGGAGCGGCUGCGGGGAGCCCUUGUCAGCCCGCCAGGCACAGCCGCGUGGACGCAACAGCUUCACCGGAGGAUUCGCCGGGCACAUACCUACCACACCACCCAGAAUUCGCACAUCAACCGUCUCAUCCAGGUCGCAGAAGACCCAACUGCCGCGCGGCUGUUGGACGAUGAACCGGACACCUCGGCCUUCCACGUCAAAGCCGCCAUUUACGUCUCCAUCUAUGGCACCAUCCUCGUCGCCGCACUGCAGAUUUAUGCAGCCGCCGCAACACGGUCAUUGUCGCUGUUUGUUACCAUGGCAGAGAGUUGCUGUGAGGCUGUGAGCAACAUCGGCCUCGAUUACCUGCACAAGAAGUCCAAGCGGCUCAAUGAUUCGACGCGGUGGCCGGCGGGCGCAGGCCGACUCUGCAACGCCGGCAACAUCUGCUUUGCCUUCGCGCUGAUGGCCGUCUCGCUGGUGCUGGUUGUUGAAUCGAUCCGCUCGCUCGUGAGCAGCGAACACGAGCUGGGCAAAUUCGAAGUGGCGGCCAUUGUCGCGGCGGCGUGCGGGUUCGGCAUCAAGCUCUUCUUGGCCGUCUACUGCUUCAUCUUUCGGCGCCACAGUAGCCAGUUGCAGAUGCUCUGGGAAGAUAACCGCAACGACUGUUUCGAGUAUGGGUUCGCCAUUUUCACCUCUGCGGCCGGUGCCAAGCUCAAGUGGUGGGUCGACCCGGCUGGGGCCAUGCUCAUCGCCAUCGUCAUCAUCGUCACCUGGAUCGGCACUAUACGCUCCGAGUUCCUGGAGCUGUGCGGAGUAGGCGCCUGUCCCAGCUUGGUGCAGGAGAUUGUGUUCAUCACGCUUCGUCAUUCAGAUUUGAUCUUGAAGGUCGACUCUGUUCAUGCCUAUCACUGGGGCGAAGAUUUGUUCGUCGAGGUCGACAUUGUCAUGGCGCCUGAGCUCACCCUUCGUGAAGUCCAUGAUAUCGCGCAAGAGUUGCAAGACAAAUUGGAGACAGUCGAGGGCUUCGCUCGAGCUUUUGUGCACGUUGACUACGAAACGUCGCAUAUGCCCGAACACCGCAAGACCCGAUGAGGGCCACGAGAAUGGUGAUGUCGAGUCGCAGCGUGGACCUUCCCUUCGCUUCCAGCCGCUUGAACCAUUCUUUCUAUCUCUAUUAUCCUAAGGUCAAGAGGCGGGUAGACAACUAUAGGUCAGAUGUUCAUAUCCGGACAGUGUUGUAGUAAGUCGAUGUGCGACCGAUACUCUUUGAAACAACUAUGAGGUAGAGUCAUG
Aspergillus homomorphus CBS 101889 is the source of this 1335-nucleotide messenger RNA. Its product is annotated as cation diffusion facilitator family transporter. Gene Ontology annotation, biological process: monoatomic cation transport; transmembrane transport. Bases 43 to 1134 code for a protein of 363 amino acids. The transcript has 2 exons. The record is from RefSeq and is a predicted model, not a curated record. Gene Ontology annotation, molecular function: monoatomic cation transmembrane transporter activity. NCBI's taxonomy places the organism in Eukaryota, Fungi, Ascomycota, Eurotiomycetes, Eurotiales, Aspergillaceae. Gene Ontology annotation, cellular component: membrane.